AUGAAUGGCAAAUCGGCGAGCUGGUCAAUACUUACGAGCCAAGCGCUCCCGCUUCGUUUGGCAUCCUCAUGCUGA
Eimeria necatrix is the source of this 75-nucleotide messenger RNA. RefSeq lists its product as hypothetical. The transcript has a single exon. The coding region runs from base 1 to 75 and encodes 24 amino acids. NCBI's taxonomy places the organism in Eukaryota, Apicomplexa, Conoidasida, Eucoccidiorida, Eimeriidae. The record is from RefSeq and is a predicted model, not a curated record.